AUGCUUCAGAGCCGUGACUAUAACGGGAGAGGGGGCUACGGUGGUAGAGGUGGCUAUUAUGAAGGAUCUAUGGUGGGGAAUUCUGUAGAUCAACGGUCAGGAGGCGAUGCAGGUACGGGCUUUAGGGCAGCCGGAACGAGAGGGGUAGGGGAGAUUGCGGGAGGAGCAAUAGGGGCACGUGGCAACCCCAGAUUACCCCACGUGGACUCGACAGGAGCGACAGCUGGCACGUUGGCAGGGGGAGGAGAGGAUCGGUCGGAUGGAGAGCAAUUGGGGAUGGGGGGAAGGAGAGAGGGUGGUGGGGAUGUUACGCCCUGGCAGCAGCGGUUCUCCGAUUCGACCCAUUCUGGCCCGGAGGCUCGGCUCCAAACCAACAUCUCCCAACCAGAGCUCUACCCGGUUCUCUUAGACGUGAUUCGUUACAACGAAGAAGCGCAACUCACCGCUGCUAAAGCGGGUCUGGAGCCUCCCAAGGCGUCCAGAGGGCCGGCGUGCCCGGUGUUUGAGUUUGGGUUUGAGCGGUUCCCCGGGAUUGGGUCGUGCUGGGAGGCGGGGAUUGCGGAUGAGAAGCGGGCGGCGACGCGGCCGCCUGUGAACUGCAAGGGGGUGGACCCGACGUGCAUUCAGAAGAACGACCUGCUGCCUCAUAACAAGUGGUCCGCUCAGGUCCUAGUUCUCCGUAAUGUGUAUAUAAACGUGGUGGGGCAGGUAUUCAACUCAACACACAUAUUCGACCACAACGCGUGCGCCGGCAGUCCCAACAUCACCGUCACGCUGCCCUUCCGCUACGCCGCCAACCGCACGCGUGUCACCCACUUCAAAGAGCUCGUCUCCCUCGUAGACUGGUUCGCCUGGUCCACCCGCGCCAUGCUGCUCGACCUCAUACCGCUCUUUAUCUCUCUGCACCGCAUUCUGCCGGCCAUGAGGGGCGUGCCGGUGGCGGUGGGGCACAGGCGGCCGCAUGUGAGGAAUGGAUUGGAGCAGCUGUGCUCGCUGGGAGCGGUGGACGUGCUGGGAGUGCAGGUGGACAAAAUGAACGUGCAUGUGGUGAAGGCUAAAGACUUGUUCUUUGCGGAGAAGCUUGUCAUUCCGCUGCACCAGCGGUGUGGGGAGCCCAGCCGCUCUCUUUGGCACUAUCUGCGAAUGAGACACCUGUUGCCACCCGGGGGGCUGCCCAUCUUCAAUGCUGGUGGUAUGGGCGGGGCGAAGGUUUCAGAUUCAGGAUCUGAGGAUGAGGUGUUUGCCCUAAAAGUAUUCACAGCAUGCGUUUCUUUUACCACCACAUCCCACAUGCGCGCCAUCCCACCAGACUGGACGUCCAGGUUCAAAGGAUCUGCCACUCCGGCCUACACACCGCACGCCUAUGCCCCGGGGAGCAACUGGGUGGUGCUGUUGGGAUGGAAGGAGCAGCGCGCAUCUCUCCUCCAAAGCCUCAAACUCCACGAGCACCUCACACGCCUCUUCCCCCCCGAGCGCGUCGUCAUCUACCGGGAGGGCUCCAUCUCCCUCCCGCGCCGAAAAGACCUGCUCAACCGCGCGCUCCUCAUGGUAUCAGUGCAUGAUAAUAUCCUUGCAGAUAUUGUCUUCAUGCCGCCCGGAUCGGCCGUGCUGGAGAUUCGCCCGGUGGAGAAUCCGGACGUGAUCUUCCACCAGCUGGCGGAUAUCUGCGAGAUUGAGUAUUAUUUGGCGUUUUGUGAGGGGGGGAAAGCGGUGGGGAGUGCGGCGGGCGGGUGGGCUGGGAAGCCCGUGGAAGGGAAUUUGGUGGCUAAAGAUCCAAAGGGGGUGCAGAAAAUGUUGACUGAUAUUUCUAGGAAGGUGUUUGCACGAGCAAAUGCAAUGAGACGGAAGGGAGGGUAG
Closterium sp. Yama58-4 is the source of this 1857-nucleotide messenger RNA. Lineage: Eukaryota; Viridiplantae; Streptophyta; Zygnematophyceae; Desmidiales; Closteriaceae. The record is from the annotation of a GenBank genome assembly.